CGUGUGGAUAAGACCGACCUGCACAUGACUUCACCACUCCCAAUCCCCACCCGCAGAGACACGUCGCUUUAAUUAGCGCUCAUCACCCCCCGCCACCCUCGCCUCCCAGUGUAACAAGUGUCCUUCCUCCUCCGGCGUCCUCCUCUGCCCUCCUCCAGUCCCACCACCCCCAACUCCUCCGGCUUCACUGCGGCGCGGGGCUUCGCUCCGGAUCGGCUCGAGCAGAAGAAAAUGCAACGGGCAGUGCAAGCCGUCAGGUCACAUGGCAGUGUGCUUAAAUACGCUGUUCUACAACACAUCAGCGCUCCCAAACCAGCAAUGCUUCCUGCUGUCUUUUCUCGUUUCAUGUCAGUUUCAUCUGCUCGCCUAGAGGAUAGUGGAUUUGAAACUGCCACUGUAUCAGAUGUCUUGAAGUCUAAAGGGAAGAGUGCUGAUGGAUCUUGGCUCUGGUGCACCACAGAGGAUACUGUCUAUGAUGCUGUCAAAUCGAUGACGCAGCACAACGUGGGAGCUUUGGUGGUUGUCAAACCUGGAGAGGCUAAAUCAAUUGCUGGCAUUGUCACUGAGAGAGAUUAUCUAAGGAAAAUCAUAGUGCAGGGAAGAUCUUCCAAGUCAACUAAGGUUGGCGACAUCAUGACCGAGGAGAACAAACUGAUCACAGUGAACCCCAACACCAAAGUCCUGCAAGCAAUGCAGCUGAUGACAGACAACCGCAUCAGACACAUCCCGGUGAUUGACGGCACAGGGAUGCUGGGGAUGGUCUCCAUCGGCGACGUCGUGCGCGCGGUGGUCGCCGAGCACAGGGAGGAGCUGAACCGGCUCAACGACUACAUCCAGGGAGGCUACUAGGACGACUGUCAUGUGCAGCGACGCAACCCCCAGUGAAGUCCGCCUUUGUGAAAUCCAAUAACAAGGAACAAUGAUGAUGACGAAAUAUGCUGUGUUUCCGUGGACAAUGCUGUUAAGUUGGCCAAGGUUUUCCUUUCUUUUUUUCCCCCGCGUGUUCUAUGUGUAUAUUGCCAAAGGCAUGCGUGAGCAAUGCGCCCGGUGCCGUGCUGGGGCGCAGAGACGAUCUGAAUAUCUGAUGGUGGAAACACCGGAAAUAAAAAGCGUGCCGCCGUGUGCUUCCUUUGAAGGAAUGAAAGAUGUUCGUGUUAUGAAUUGUUUAUUGUUGUAUGUACGUCGUCUGCUGGCUGCUGCUGCUGUUGGGGAGUCUGUAAAUGCGUCUGAUAUGGGUUUAUGCAGACUUUCAGAAUCAUAAUGUAUAUUGGUCACGCGAGCCAA
Sorghum bicolor (sorghum) is the source of this 1284-nucleotide messenger RNA. Its product is annotated as CBS domain-containing protein CBSX3, mitochondrial. The transcript is spliced from 6 exons. Lineage: Eukaryota; Viridiplantae; Streptophyta; Magnoliopsida; Poales; Poaceae. The record is from RefSeq and is a predicted model, not a curated record. Bases 232 to 849 code for a protein of 205 amino acids.